Actinia tenebrosa (Australian red waratah sea anemone) is the source of this 6173-nucleotide messenger RNA. RefSeq lists its product as uncharacterized. The record is from RefSeq and is a predicted model, not a curated record. Lineage: Eukaryota; Metazoa; Cnidaria; Anthozoa; Actiniaria; Actiniidae. Gene Ontology annotation, molecular function: ATP binding.
UCAAAACAAACAUGGCGAUGAAAAGGGUUGAUUUAUGCAGUCGAUUUAAAUAAUUUUUAGUCUUUUUUAACAGCAACUGUUAUAGCCGAGAGGCUCUAAACCUUUUUACAAUGACCAAUAACGUUUUAAGGGAUGUAUUCGCGUUGAUCGUGAUGAAAAUCUUGGUUUUUGAAUGAUUUUGAUCAAGUUUGAAGUAAAAGUCGAGUGAUAGGAUAUGGAUUUAGUCGUCAAUGAGUUUUGUAAGUCGUCAAAGAGUAUUGUUAAAAGCUGAAAGAUGAACGACAAGAGUGAUGAUGAGACAGAAGAUGAGCCUUCUCAAGAGAUCUGUGGUGAUCGGAAGAAAGAACGUUCCAAAGAAUCGCCCAACAUCAAAUCUGGACAAACAGACGUAGAUGAAUGUAAAGAUGUCAAGAAUGAUAAGAAACCCAAGAAACCAGAAUGGAUUCAGAAAGAAGUAAAAUGCAUGGCACUGUACCACGGCGAUAACCUUUACUACAGAGCUGUCAUAGAUGAUGUUGUGUCUGAGGAUCAAGUUGAAGUUACCUUCAUUGGGUUUGAAUCAGAGGGAAAGGAACGAGUACCAUUUAAACACUUAAGGAGAAUACCGCAGAAUAUAAUUCCAACUAAAAGUGUAGACGAAGACACCAACAGUACAGAAGCAAUGCAGUCACUUUCAAAAGAGAGUUUCUUCACUCAUUUGGAAGGUUUUGAACUGAAUGAAGAAAUUAGAACAAAAUAUGAAGAUUUUGAUGAUAUAGAUUUUGACAUACCAUUACAAGAAGUGAAGCAGAACAAAAGAAAAGGAGUUCUGGAUAUUUUAACACACAAGGGAGGCAAAGUGCUUAAGAAAAAGCAAAGAAAGAAAGCUUCAAUGAACACAGAUGACACUGACUUGAAAACAAAUGAUAGAGAGAGGGAUAUUGAAGAUACAAAAAGAACCCUUUCAAAGGAGAGACGUGGAAGUCCAGGACAAGAUGAUUGCACAGAUGUAUGGUGUGACAUGGAUGGAUUUGAUGACAAGGAUAUGGAGAAACCUCGUUUUAGUGAACCAGCACCUUACCCUUUUGUUCCUUUAGUGUUAUCUGAACCAGGAAUAGAGCCACCUAUACAGGUUCCAGCAACAAUCAAUUGUCGUCUUCGUGAAUACCAACGUGAUGGAGUCCGAUUCCUCUACCGCCAUUACCAUGACAACAAGGGGGCUAUUCUUGGAGAUGACAUGGGUCUGGGGAAGACUGUCCAAGUUAUUGCUUUCCUGGCAGCAGUGAUGGGUAAAACAGGGACAAAAAUCGAUGUGUUUGGAAAGUAUAUGAGUCAAGGGAAAAAACAUGCCAAUGAGAAGACAGAAGUAAAGAGAUGUUUCCUUGUGGUCUCCCCAGGCUCUGUCUUGUACAACUGGCGUGAUGAACUGGACACAUGGGGUCACUUUAAGGUGAAGGUUUACCAUGGCAACAGUAAAGAAGGUGUUCUGGAAGAGGCGAUGAAGAAGAAAUUGGACGUUGUCUUGACAACCUAUGAUACGCUUCGAAUAAACCUGACAAAGUUUAACAAAGUGAGUUGGUCAGCGGUUAUCAUGGACGAAGUUCACAAACUCAAAGAUCCAGAAGCACAGAUCACUGUGGCAGCCAAGGAACUGAAGGUCAAGGCGAGGUUUGGUCUAACGGGAACUCCUCUUCAAAACCGAUUUGACGAAUUCUGGAGUGUGCUUGACUGGGCCAACCCUGGCUGUUUAGGGUCUGCCAGAAAAUUCACCAAAGAGUACAGCAAACCAAUCAAAAAAGGACAGAGAUAUGACGUCACGAAGAGAGAGUUAGCAAUUGGCAGAACAAUAUCCAGGAACUUUCAAGCCAAACUUGGUCAGUGGUUUCUGCGCCGAACUAAGGACUUGAUAUCAGAUCAGUUACCACAGAAAGACGAGAGAGUUGUGUUUUGCAACCUGACCCAAUUUCAAGAAGACGUUUACGUCACUCUUCUUCAAUCCCCCGACGUCCAGCUUAUUACCAAGAAAGACRACCCGUGCGAUUGUGGAAGUGGUUUGACAAGAGGGCAUUGCUGUUACACGAGUGAUGAAAAUGGUGAGUCAUUGCGUUCUGUACUCAUGAGAUACUUACAGCUGAUGCUGAAAGCAGCCAAUCACACAGCGUUACUGAUGCCGCAAGUGAAACAGACUGAAGACCAAAGAACCAAAGCCAAAGCCAUAUGUGACAAGGUGUUCUCUCUCCAUCCUGAGUAUGCUGAAGCAAUGGCUGCACCCUCAUUCCAGACCCUCUCGGACCCUUCGUACUGCGGCAAAAUGAAAGUCCUGGACAAACUGUUGCGCAUGUUCGAGAAAGAGAAGAGUAAAGUGCUACUGUUCUCUCAGUCUACUCAGUUGCUUGACAUCCUCGAGGAGUAUCUGAUCGGUCGAGGCAUGAUCUACUCGCGUCUUGACGGGAAAACUAAGACAAGUCUUCGUCCAGUGAUCGUCAGAGAUUUUAAUAACAACACCGAAAUCUUCGUUUGCCUUGUGUCAACUAAAGCAGGUGCGCUGGGGCUGAACUUUACAGGUGCCAAUGUGGUGAUAAUAUUCGAUCCAACAUGGAACCCUGCUAAUGACCUACAAGCCCAAGACAGAGCGUAUCGUAUCGGUCAGCGAAGAGAUGUUCAAGUAUUUCGACUAAUAACGUCUGGAACAAUCGAGGAAAUGAUCUACUUACGUCAAGUCUACAAACAGCAAAUGGCCAACAUAGCUGUGAGAGGAACAAGUGAGCGGCGAUAUUUCAUAGGAGUAGAGGGAGAGAAAGACUUAAAGGGAGAGUUGUUUGGUAUGGAGAAUCUCUUCUCUUACCGCGCUGAGGGUGUCAGCCUUGCACAUGAUAUCAUCCAGAGGACUGAUAAACUAGAAGCUGGGCUGAGGGUUGAGAAAUAUAAUAUUAUUGCCAAGGAGAACAAUGAAGACGAAGAGACAAACAGGAACGAAGACAAUAAGGCAAAUGCCAAUACUAGUGAAGAUGAAGAUGAUUAUGAUUAUGAUUUGGAAGAAAUGGCUUCGCAGUAUUUUGAGGAUGAAAACGAAACACAGCAACAUGACAACGAAGAGGCUUCCACCAGUGGAAUAAAUGUAAAAGACAAUGGCGGGAAGAAACGGACGCGCUUGUCAGACGAAGAGCCAAUCACGGAUAGUGUGCAGUCAUCUAGUAAUAUGUCAUUGGAGAAUGACAAGAAUGUGAAAGAAAAGAAGAUGAACAAGAAAAAGAAAAAGAAAAAGAGAAAGAUGGUUGGUGCUCCUCGAGCGAAAGAUCAGAGACAAAGAAGACUACGAAAAUAUGUUUCUGAAUUCUUCUCUUGUUCGGAGAGUUCGGGUAGCGAGAAAAGCGAAUGUGGGGAUAGCGUUUCAUCAGGAGACGGAAAUAGAAUGGACGUGGAAACGCAAGUAGGCAGGCAAUCAGGAAGACAGGAAGGAAAAGAAAGUGAUAGUGAAGUUGAUGUCGUAGAAACGGAUAAAGAUGUGACGAUCAUCGGACAGACAGACCGAAAUACAGACAUACGAGGAUAUAGACGAACUGACAAACACGAAGACACAGUCAAACUCAGGCAGACAGGCAAAGAAAAGACGCGGAAACAGAAAACCAAGCUUGGACAGACAGACAAUAAAAAAGACAAGAUGUCAGACAUUGACAGUGAAGAGGAGAGUAGGAAGUCCGCUUUCCUCGACUCGAGACAGCGAUUUACAAGAAUUAGACAGAAACAACUGGAAACUCGACUAAACAAAAAUGUCAGUGAUAAAGAAGGAAAUGAAAAAGAGAUGGAAGGAAGCGUAAGGAUAGGAGCUAGUAAAACGAUGAAGGCGCGACCAGAUUCGCGUAAAUCAGCUAUCAACGAGAAUGACCUCAAAAAUUAUCGACAGAAGCACACCAAUGAGACGGAUAGUCAUAGCCACGAAGAGUUUAGUGGUAACCAAGAAGGCUGUCACGGCAACGAGGGAUAUUUAAGUAUGUCAUGUGAUGAAUCCAACCAAUCAGAUCACGAAGAAGAACCUUUGUUGCCUUCAACGAGAAUCGUGUCCCGAGGAGCGAGGAAAAGGGCAAGGAUAGAGAGUCGUUUGAGGGGGAAGAGAUCAUUGGCUGAAAGCUUAAACAAUGAAGACCAAGGGAUGGACAACAAAGACAACAAAGUAGAAGAGAUACUGAGUAAGUGCGGAGUCAGAUACACCCAUGCCAAUCGAUCCGUGGUGCGAACAAGUAAAGCUGAGUCCCACAUGUCAAAGAGAGCCAUAGAAGAUGUCUUUGAACUGCGACAGUUUUCACAGCAACCGGCCAAUUGUUUUGCUGCGUUUGAGGCGAGUGAAGAGAGUGAUGACGUAGCUGAGUUCACAACCUGUCAAUCAAAAUCAAAAUCCAAGAAACAAAACACAAAGAAACCCAGCACACACUCAAGAACAGAUCAAGAAACGCAUUCUUCCGCAGCAAGGUCAAAAGCUGCCUCAUCUUCGAAAAAACCAAUCGAUGGAACAACGGAAGUAAUCGAUGGCGCAACGGUCAUCAUCGGAGGGACCCCUCGUGGGAUACGACGGAACCAGUUUAGUGAAAUGAGCCGAUGUUUUGGUUUUGCCUCUGAGGUUGAUUUUGCUGUAAACUUGGUAAAGGAAACCCCUGACAGUCUUAGAGAAUCAUUAAAAGCAUUUUAUAUCAAGAGUAAUCCUGAUCUUAUUGGUUUGAAAUACUUUGCUGAAGAAAAUAUUGUUGAAAAAGCAACGACGUCUAAAAGAGAAAAGAGAGCAAAGAUGACGACUGCGAGGGCAAGUGAAAGUAAAGGGAGAGAGUCUACUAAGACAAGGAACAAUGAUACUAGUGGUAAAACUGCGAAAGGUAGGAAGGUAGUGAAAGAGAAGGCGAAGAUGGCGUCUGUUGGAAAAGGAAGGAGACGAAGGAGAAGAGGAGUUGUAUUUGAUGAUGAUGACAAUGAUGAUGAUGAUAGAAGUGGUAGUGGUGGUGGUGGCGGUGGUGAUGAUGACGAAGAAGAUGGGGAUGGUGAUGAUUAUUCACAUAAGGAAAACAAAAAGCGAAAAUCCAUGAGAAGAAAGCAAAAGAAAAUACCUUGUAUCAAAGAUGAUGAUGAUGAUAAUGAUGAAAGUGCCGAUAAUAAUGAUGAUGGUGGUUGUAGUGGUAAUGACGAUGGUGGUUGUAGUGGUAAUGAUGAUGGUGAUGGUGGUGGUGAGUACAAGCUCAGAAAGGACAAAGUGCGAGAAUCUACAGAAAGAAAUAAAAAAAUACUAGAUAUUUCGGUAGAUAAUGAUGAUGGAAGUGACAGCGGGAAAGAUAACUACAACGCUCAGAAAAAUACCCUUUCCACCAAAAAGAGGAAUCAAAGAAAAGUGCCUCGUGUUACAGAUGAUGAUGAUGAUGGUUAUGACCGAGAAUGCGAUGAUAAUCAAAUUUAUAACAAUGAAAAUAAAGAUGACGAUAAUAACCCAAAAUAUAUUAAAGAUGUAAACUUGCAGGAGGUCACCGCUGAUAAUAUGAAUCCAGGAAAACGACACUUUCUUCGGCAGACUUCAAAUUCAGUCCAAGUAAUGCAGCAAUCCCAGUAUUUCGCUUCGUCUUCCUUGUCCAUUCUUGAUGAAUUUCUUGGUCCCACACGUAAACAGGAAUCAGCAAACGCUGAAACAACUUCUGUUGGUCUUCCUGUGUUAUCGACUCAAUGGCAACAAGAAGCGAAUGCACAAAGCCAGUUUAGAAGCACUCAAAAGUCUUCAGAAGGCAAGCAUAACGUGGAGGGAAGCAAAGAUCAUCAUCUAAAGCGGUCUAUUCUGGACGAUUUUAUUUAAGUACAGUCAAACCUCUUAUUAGACAUUUCUGAGUUAUAGAAAUGCGUUAAAUUAUUGGGCUGUUUUGGCGGACGCUUUAUUAGUCAAAACAAAUGUGUCGUAGUAGAUAAUUUCAACUAAAAAACACCGACGCAGUCCAAACUAGUUCCAAAACUUGGCUUUAUUAGUCAGUUGACAUCUUAUGCAUCGACUGAAACAAAAGAAAUAUGAAAAUUAACACAACAAUUACUGUCGUUCUACUCUGGCCGUGAACACUCGAGUUUGUCAACCAAUCAGAUUACGAAUCGAAAACGAUAGAAUUCGAAUUACGUGUCGAAAGUCUAUAAAAGCUAUUCAAGGAGAUGAAAUGAUGGGGAAAAAAAAAAAAAAA